Spodoptera frugiperda (fall armyworm) is the source of this 840-nucleotide messenger RNA. RefSeq lists its product as uncharacterized. Bases 1 to 840 code for a protein of 279 amino acids. NCBI's taxonomy places the organism in Eukaryota, Metazoa, Arthropoda, Insecta, Lepidoptera, Noctuidae. The transcript has a single exon. The record is from RefSeq and is a predicted model, not a curated record.
AUGACUGAGAAAAAAGGUCACGCGACGCAAGAUGGCGGCGCGCUUGCAGCAGAAAAUUUUCGUGUCGGAGUACGCGUACCUCCUUUCAAUCCCGAGAAGCCUGGUCUAUGGUUCCACCAGAUGGAGGCCCAGUUCGUCCUGGCUAAUAUCAAGGUGGACGAAACAAAAUUCUUCUACAUAAUCGGGCACCUAGACCCACAAUAUGCAGACGAAGUAGAAGACAUAAUCGCCAACCCUCCAGCGACCGAAAAAUACACCAAGCUUAAAAGUGAGCUCAUCAACAGACUUUCGGCGUCGCGGGAGAAGAAGGUGAUGCAGCUUCUCAUGCACGAGGAGCUAGGCGACAGGAAGCCGUCGCAGUUCUACCGGCACCUCCUCCACCUGGCUGGUCCAGGUGUUCCAGAGGAGUUCCUGAGGACCAUCUGGACGAGCCGUCUCCCCGCUGGCACUCAAGCCAUUGUGGCGUCGCAGUCGAAGAGAGAUCUGGCUGAGCUGGCUGAGUUGGCGGACCGGAUUCAUGACGUCGUCGGCACACAGGUGGCGUCUACGGCAGCCAUCACUACAACUGCAACCUCUCCAAGCCCUUCAGGUAACAGCGCACAAUCCGAGAUUGCUGCGCUGACAAAACAAGUGGCAAUGUUAGCGGAAAGAGUCGAACGAUUGUCCCGGCCAAGAGGAAGAUCCAGUAGUCGUACGCGUCACCGUUCCAACACCAGAUCGGCUUCCAGCUACAAAAUGUCCCCGCUCUGCUGGUACCAUCAAAACUUUGGGGAGCGAGCGAGGAAAUGCGUGAAGCCGUGCGACUAUCCCAAUUCGGGAAAUGUGCGGGGCAAUCAGUAA